Molecule: messenger RNA, 1434 nt
Organism: Ceratosolen solmsi marchali
Lineage: Eukaryota; Metazoa; Arthropoda; Insecta; Hymenoptera; Agaonidae
Gene: Bap55
Product: Brahma associated protein 55kD
Exons: 5
Coding region: 54-1373 (439 amino acids)
Source: RefSeq, a predicted model, not a curated record
UGUACAAAUAGAUUUUUUUACGUUUCAAAGUACGAUAUAAAUUGUAUUGUACAAUGUCUAAUAUGUUAUAUGGUGGCGAUGAAAUUGGAGCUCUUGUUUUUGAUUUGGGUCACCAUUCAUUAAGAGUAGGCUAUGCCCAAGAAGAUACCCCAAAAGCAGAAAUUCCAGCAGUUGUAGGUAUUGGAGAAGAUGGAAAUUGUAAUUUAUCAAAAGUAGAACCUAUGGAUAUAGACGAUAAGAAACCAGAUAAUAAUAUUACACAAAGUAUUCCAAAAUAUUAUAUUGAUACAACAAUAUUGCAUGUACCGCGUAAAGGAAUGGAAGUUGUGAGUUAUAUGAAAGAUGGUAUGAUCGAAAAUUGGGAUCAUUUUGAAAAGGUCUUAGAUUACACCUAUUCAAAAGUUAUUCAAUCUGAUGCUGAGUAUCAUCCAGUAUUAUUUUCUGAGUCACCUUGGAAUAUUAGAAAUAAACGAGAAAAAUUGACAGAAUUAAUGUUUGAAAAAUAUAAUGUACCUGCUUAUUUUCUUGUAAAAAAUGCUGUGCUUGCAGCAUUUGCAAAUGGAAGAGCUACUGGUAUUGUUGUUGAUAGUGGAGCUACACAUACAUCAGCUAUACCUGUUCAGGAUGGAUUUGUUUUAACACAAGCUAUUGUGAAAUCUCCUCUUGGAGGAGAUUACAUUUCGAUGCAGUGUCGUCAAUUUUUACAAGAAAAUGACAUUGAUCUUUCUCCAGCAUAUAUGAUUGGAAGUAAAGAAGUUGUAAAAGAUCAUGAUAAACCUAGAUGGGUGAAAAAGAAAAAUAUUCCAGAUGUGACAAAAUCAUGGCAUAAUUAUAUGGUAAAGAAACUUGUUCAAGACUUUCAAGCUACUUGCUUACAAGUUUCUGAAAUUCCAUAUGACGAGAAAAUUGUUUCAACUACUCCUGCAGUUCCUUAUGAAUUUCCAACUGGUUAUCGACAGGAUUUUGGCUGUGAAAGAUUUCGUAUACCAGAAGCCUUAUUUGAUCCAAGUAUGGUUCAGAUGAGAGGAGGUAUGGUUGGUAACACAAUGCUUGGAGUUGGACAUAUAGUUACAACAAGUGUUGGUAUGUGUGAUGUUGAUGUUCGACCAGCCCUUUAUGGCAGUGUUGUAGUGACUGGUGGUAAUUCUUUUAUUCAGGGAUUUCCUGAAAGAUUAAACAGAGAUUUGUCAAUGAGAAUACCAUCCAGUAUGAGGCUCAAAUUAAUUAGUGCUAAUGGAUGUGCAGAACGUAGAUUUGGAUCAUGGAUAGGAGGAUCUAUUUUAGCCUCGAUUGGAACUUUUCAACAAAUGUGGAUAUCAAGUCAAGAAUAUGAAGAAAGUGGUAAAAGUCAAGUAGAAAGAAAAUGUCCAUAAAUACUUUUUGUUAAGCAUAAUAUUUAUUAAAUAAUAGACAUAUAAUAUGAAAAUUUGUAGA